UAAAGCGUACUUUCCAGUUCUUGUUACAGGGUCCCUUGCCAAAUUAAUCACAAUGUCUUCCCCCCAUAAGCAGUCCAAACUUACUUCACAUCAGUGCAGGAAACUCAACGAACCGCUCCUACCUCUACAUCUCGCCUUGGCCUGGAUAAUCAUUCGUGUUUUCCCCAUCGACAGCGAUCUACAGAGCUUGCCUGUAUAUUCUUUGCAGUUCACGCAAAAGGUACUCCACAUAGUGGGUCGUGAAAUACUAGAUGUUGGAAGCGAGCCAGCAACCUUCGGGUCUCUGAAGAUGGAACUCGACCGUCUCGUCAAGGCCGAGACCGUCCAAAUAAUUAGAAGAAAUGAGAAGAAGAGAUCGCGAGGCGUUCAUAUUGAACAUGAGUUUGAAGAUGCUGAAAAGAAUCGAAGCUGGCUUGGUGACAUGUGCGACAGAUUUGGCGACAUAGCAGAUGGAUGUAGUUUUAUUGAUGGUCUGGAUAAGGAGUUACGAGAAAGACUAAACUAUGGGGACGAUGAUGAACCGAUUGAAAUGCCUCCUCCAAUAGAACGACACUCACCCCUUGGUAUAUUCUGCCGAAAUCUCAUCAACAUAUUACGCAAACUUUCCUUCGAUGAGACUGCACAUCUUUCACGGGAGGUAUCUAAAUGGUGUGGAGUAGGGACUAGCGGGUCAUCGAAACCGGUAACUGCGUGGUCUCUUGAUCGUAAAUCUGGCAUGGAGGACAACCUGGACAAAAGAAUUCAAGCUAUGCAAGACUAUCAGGCUGCCAAGUCGUCAGCCGAUUACUCGGGAGCUUUAGCGUCGUUACGAGAGUUUUACGAUUACCAAUUCCCUUCCGUCAACAAAGGACAACACCAACAUGCUUUACUGAAUAUUGCCGUUUUCCAUUACUCAACAGGAGGUCUAGAGUCCGCACGAUCGGCCAUUAAUGAGGCCAUCCGCGUGGCAAGGACAGCUGGCGACAAAGCAUGUCUUCAGCACUGUACCAGCCUUUCCCAGCGUCUUGAGACUGAAGUCAACUCUCUGGCUUUUACGGCUACUGAAACGCUGAAAAUUCAUCAAACUCCCAUACCUUCCUCUCGCCUGCCCGAUGUUUCCACGCCGAUGGAUGAAUUAUGGGCAGUGAAAACUGCUCUCGACCUUGGUGAACCUGUUCACAUUGCAUUCCGGCGCAUCCAUGCUGCAUUGGGUAAGGAGUAUCAGACCGAAGCCUUGGAUGAUGAGGACGAGCGCCUGUCUCCUAAGCAGUGGGCUACUGGACAAGGUCUUGAGGAGGCUGCUUGGCAUGCCACUCAAGCUGGGCUAUGGAACCUCCUCGGGUCAAAUGCUUUGGCGAAUUUUCAUGAAGAAUUGGCUCUCAGUGAAGUAGAACCUUGGAGCGACGGAGGCUUGACAGUGAUCCUUGUUCAGGCACAGAGGAUUGCUGAAAAGGGAGAGUAUGAUCAGGCGCUCGCGGUAUUGCUGGACAUUGUAAACUUACAUGGAUUAACGAUAUCUCAGUACCAUACGUGGUCGAGGACUGUAUGGACAUUAUUAGAACGGCGAGCAACUUUGAACGGGAAUCCUGAUACCCUCUCUUAUCUUUCAUCUCUUCAGCCUCCUAAGCGCUAUUCCUCGAGAUUUGGACCCGGAGGCCCCUUACGAGAGUAUGGACAUCCGAAACCUAUCCCCCUGCCAAUGGACGGCUGCUAUGAGGAGGUCAGGAACGAUGGAAAAUUUUCCACCCAAAUAUCUCUGCUUCAGGAUCACGUUCGUUCUUCCCUUUCAAUGGCUACGGAACUUCGGCUUUCCUCAGCACCGUCUCACCUAGUUUUGCCGCAUGUCCUGUCUGCGGUCCAACUAUCUAGUGAGCUUGGCAUGUGGAGACUCUACAGAUUUGGAGUAGUAGUACUCGCAGAAGUUAUGCUUGGCAUGGAAGCUGUGCCUUUGAGCAAAAAAGCUAUCCAUGAAAUUGAGAGCGUAUGGUCGCAGCUUAUUGCAUCAGACGACUACGAGGCCCUGGCGAGAGGGGCACUUGUCAUAGCCAAAGGAUACAUUGAGCUUUCGCUGGAUAGUGGGUCCACUGCUGAACAUGAUUCGGCCAAUGAUCACCUUUUCCAAGCUUUCACGUACGCUAAACUUCUGGAAUCCCGCUCGCUUGUCAUGGAAAUAACCUCAUUGCUCGCCCUCCUGUCAGAAUUGCGCCUAUCCGGAGAAUUUGCCGAUAGUGCCUACAUCAGGGGUAGUAAAAAGAGUAGGGAUAGUAUGGUCGAUGCCUAUGAGGAAGCGCAGAAAGGGGUGGGUGAGGCAUUCUCCAAAGGGGACAUGAUUGUGAGAGAGGUGGCUGAAGUGGUCAAAUGGGUUGGCGUGAGAGUUGCUGAAGGAUGGAAGUGAAGACAUCAUAGCCACCAUCACCCUAUAUGGUGCCUCCUUGCUGGAGCGAAUUUGUUGAAUCCGGCCGUUACUAUUAAGCUAUCGGACCUAUAAUGUAAUGAUGAUACUAUUACUCAGCUCCAAUCUCGCUCAUGUGGCAAAUGGGCCAUAUUUCGUCGCUUACAGAUUACCUGUUCAUUGUAUGUAGUCGAUAAAGGUUAUUAUGAAGUGUCAAUGUCAAC
Messenger RNA from Cryptococcus deneoformans JEC21, 2595 nucleotides. RefSeq names its product expressed protein. The transcript is spliced from 16 exons. The coding region runs from base 53 to 2374 and encodes 773 amino acids. Gene Ontology annotation, cellular component: anaphase-promoting complex. Gene Ontology annotation, biological process: positive regulation of mitotic metaphase/anaphase transition; protein K11-linked ubiquitination; anaphase-promoting complex-dependent catabolic process. The record is from RefSeq and is a predicted model, not a curated record. NCBI's taxonomy places the organism in Eukaryota, Fungi, Basidiomycota, Tremellomycetes, Tremellales, Cryptococcaceae.